Messenger RNA from Syngnathoides biaculeatus (alligator pipefish), 1264 nucleotides. Its product is annotated as microsomal glutathione S-transferase 1-like. The transcript has 3 exons. Gene Ontology annotation, cellular component: membrane; mitochondrion. The record is from RefSeq and is a predicted model, not a curated record. NCBI's taxonomy places the organism in Eukaryota, Metazoa, Chordata, Actinopteri, Syngnathiformes, Syngnathidae. The coding region runs from base 1 to 456 and encodes 151 amino acids. Gene Ontology annotation, molecular function: glutathione transferase activity.
AUGGUGGACCUGAUGCAAGAUGAGGUGUUCAUGGCUUUCAGCACUUACUCACUUAUAGUUAUCCUGAAGUUGAUGAUGAUGGCGCCGAUUGUUGCUCAUUACCGCUUCAGCAGAGGGGCCUUCGCCAAUGAGGAAGAUGUGGGCCAUCGACCUACGGAGGACAAAAAGAAGAUGCUGAGAACACACCCAGAUGUUGAACGAGUUCGUAGAUGUCACCAAAACGACUUGGAGAAUGUCAUUCCCUUUGUGUUGGUGGGCUUUUUCUACGUUCUGAGCGGACCGGAACCGUCAGCCGCCCUGCUUCACUUCCGCCUCUUUGCCGGUUCUCGGAUCUGCCACAGCAUCGUCUACCUGGCCGCCGUGCGUCAGCCCUGCAGGGUUCUGUCCUUUCUCGUAGGCGUGGCGGUCACCCUAUCGAUGACCUACCACAUCCUCAGUAAAGUUCUUGUUCUCUGAAGAUGACAGACACUGCCCCCAGAACUGUUUGUUUACUUCAGUUUGCUAAAUCUCAACGACUACCGUAAAAGGUUUUGGGUGGCGAUGGUGCUGAAUGUUGAGCAUUUAAAUAAUGAAAAAAUAAUACUCCACCUCAUUUUGCUCACCGUCUGAGAAAUUGAUGAAACUUAAUCAGUGUACUAGGUGCAAACUUGAAAGUGGGUUUGAAAUCUGUGGACUCCAUUAACGUGAAAAAAAAAACAAAACAGGUAACUUAAAUAUACAAAGUAAAUUAUGACUUGGGGUCUGAUCCUUCACCACCAAUCUGGUCUUUUACUGCCACUCCCGAGUCCGAAUUUAGAGUUGUAUCUGAAGGGUCUGUUGAUUCAGGAUCUUCAUCUGCUUGAUUUGGAAUUUCCAUACAACAUCAGUGAAUAUCGAUAAUGGUUCCUUGAUGCUCUUAUUUUCUUGCUGGGGAACUUUGAGGGGUUUUUCAGCAGCUUCAUUCUCAACCCCCAGCAAUACCACGUGGCUAAACUCCAGAUAUUCACGAAAUUCUGCUCAGUUCUUGAUCGACGGAGUCCAAAAUCUCAAAUGACUAAACCAGGUUUGGAGAACGAUCAUGGCACCUUCUUUUGUUUGGUUGGCUACCCCCACGACAAAGUGGUGAUAGCCAAGUUUCAUCCCGGUCGCUUUGUUUAGUCAGGUAAAAUUUGGAAAGUAUUCUGCAAUUUUUUACAACUUUAUUGGGGGUUCGACAAGCUGCAAAAGUAUACAUGGUCUUCUGACCUACAUUGCAGCUGCCUAUAUUCAAAAUAAAGUUGCCUUG